CCUUAGGAAACACUUACAAAACAAAAAUAAAACACGAAAUCACUCAAAUCGGCCGGUCGGUUUCGGUGAAGUAACCCAUGAAUGAAGAAGAUAAUGACCAAACUGACGACGCUUCUCUAAUCCUUGUGAUCAUAUGAAGCGAGACAUAUUGAAACUAGUCACCGAUGGAUUCUACAGAGAAGCCCUCUCUUUAUACUCUCAACACCACUCUGCCUCACUGCGUCCUCACAUAUUCACCUUCCCUCCUCUUCUCAAAGCCUGCGCCAAGCUCAGCUCUCCUCUCCAGGGCCAAAUCCUGCAUUCGCAUCUCAUAAGGACUGGCUUCAAUUUGAAUACUUACUCUUCUACAGCCCUUACCGAUAUGUACAUGAAGGUUAAUUUUCUACACGAUGCGCUGAAGGUGUUUGAUGAAAUGUCCGACCGAAACUUGGCUUCGUUUAAUGCUUUGAUUACCGGACUUUCAUGUAACGAAUAUUAUUUAGAGAGUUUCAAGGUAUUUGGUCAGCUGGGUGUCGAAGGGUUUAGACCCAAUUCAGUAACUGUCGCGAGCAUGUUGUCUGGGUGUGAUAAUGUGGAGGGCGGUAAGCAGAUGCAUUGCUUGGCAUUCAAGUUGGGUGUGGCAAUGGAUUUAUAUGUUGGGACGUCGCUAGUGACGAUGUAUUCAAAUUGUGUGGAGUUGGUUUCGACCAUGAAGGUUUUUGAAGAUAUGCCCUGUAGGAAUGUUGUAACCUAUAAUGCUGUCUUAUCAGGCCUGUUGCACAAUGAGGUCCCAUUGACAGUUUUGGACGUGUUUAAGGAUAUGAGGGCAUCCUCAGAUGGAGUACCCAAUUCAGUUACCUUGGUAUGUGCUAUCUCCGCCAUUGCCAGUCUUUUGUUUCUCUACCUUGGAGGGCAAAUUCAUGGGUUGGGUGUGAAAAUUGGCUUGGAAUGUGAUACAAUGGUUGGAACUGCACUUGUAGACAUGUAUUCCAAGUGUGGUUGUUGGCGUUGGGCCUAUAAUGUGUUCACAGAGCUGAAUCACAAUAGGACCUUGAUAUCUUGGAAUUCGAUUAUUUCUGGAAUGAUGUUGAAUAAGCAGAGUGAGAAUGCUGUCAAGUUGUUCGAACAGUUGAAGUUUGAUGGACUGGAACCAGAUUCAGCUACUUGGAAUUUAAUGAUAAGUGGAUUUGCUCAAUUGGAAGAGGGGGUUGAAGCUUUUAAGUUUUUCAAGAAAAUGCAGUUAUCUGGGGUGUCUCCAAGUUUAAAGUGUAUUACAAGUCUAUUACCUGUGUGUUCAACUUUGUCUGCUUUGUUGUGUGGCAAAGAGAUUCAUGGACAUGCCAUCAGAACUGAUACUUCUUCUGAAGAAUUUAUUGCUACUGCACUUAUUGAUAUGUACAUGAAAUGUGGAUGCUCUUUCUGGGCCCGAAGGAUUUUUGAUCAGUUUAAGGUAAAGCCUGCUUACCCCGUGUUCUGGAAUGCAAUGAUAUCAGGCUAUGGACGAAAUGGAGAUUGUGAGUCGGCAUUUGAAAUUUUUGAUCAAAUGCAGCUAGAGAAGGUAAAACCAAAUUCAGUAACCUUUGUAAAUGUUCUGUCACUGUGUAGUCACACUGGCCAGGUCACUAGAGGAUGGGAAGCUUUUAGAAUGAUGAAUGAAGAGUAUGGCUUGGACCCAACUUCAGAGCAUUUUGGUUGUAUGGUUGACCUUUUGGGUCGAUCAGGCGAGCUGAAUAAGGCUCGAGAAUUAAUACAGGAAAUGCCAGAGCCAUCAAACUCUGUUUAUGCUUCUUUACUUGGUGCUUGUAGGUCUCACUUGAAUUUUGAGCUCGGUGAAGAGAUGGCUUUGAAGUUAUCAGAGCUAGAACCUGGAAACCCAACUCCCUUUGUAAUUCUUUCUAAUAUAUAUGGUGAGCUAGCAAGGUGGACAGAUGUAGAAAGGAUUAGACAGAGGAUAAAUGAGAGAGGAUUGACAAAACUAUCUAGACUCAGUACAGUUGGAGUUACAUAAAAAUAAAUUUCAAAUGCAUUUUAUUUCUUAGAACAGCUUACCCAUUGACUGCUCACUAGCCAGAUCCGGCGCAUCUCAGUAUGCCAUUUUCACUCAUUCAUAAUUUCCUUCACAGAAAGGCCAAAGUAGUUAUCAAAAUGGAGGGGAGGCUCGAAGAAAAAACAAGAGAUCACGUCUCUCAGUGUAAUGACACCGAUAACCUCAUCUUCCUCGUCAUCUACUGCGUAGAUCCUGUGAACUGAGUUGGUUGCAAGACUGUGGAUUACACUGCUGAGAUUUAACUCUGCCUUGCAUUGCAUGUAAUUGGUGGUUUGACUUUACCACUUUCUUGGGUUUUCAAGAUGACAGUAUUCAUGAAAUCCGUCACAGUAAUUUGUCUGCCAGGAUGAAGAGAAAUGUAAGAAUGAUAUUGAUAAAUCUGCAUAAGCUCAAAGGAUAUGGAUCAGUGCUUUCUUUCAACCUGGUCCUCGGGUUAAUUGUGUUUGUUGCAUGUUUUUGCAUUGGGAUGCUUUGUUUUCCUUUUAUCUUUCAGUUGUCUUCCUUUUUGGUAAUUUUGGUCUUUUGAGUCUGAUUGUCGUGAAUGUGGUGCUAAUGGGGAAUGAGGCUUGAAUUCGCUGUCGAGGUCACAAAAUUUUAAAAUUUUCUUUUAAGUCGCAAAUUAGAAUUACAUUUGUGUUGUUUAGCUUAUUGGUGGAUAUUAGUAUACUCCACAAGAUAUUUUUUAUAUUAAUCGGAUUUCUGAGCAGUGUUUUUGUAUAGGUUUCCUCUUCUAUUUUCUGCUAAUUUCUUAGUUUUUUUUUUUUUUUUUUUUAUGUUUGGUUAUAUCAGGCUUGAGUUGAUAAGGUGUGUGCUUUUGUGCUCAUUGCGUAUGUGUGAGGCUGUGAGCUUAAUUUCAAAAUAGUUUUUUAGUUUUUUUUUUUGGUUACUUUGAAUGAACUGUUCAAUGAUGGUGAGUAUGUCUUUUGGUGUACAUUUUUUGUUAUUUAUACAUAGCUGAGGUAUAAAGAAGUUGAACAUUGAAUCAAUAAGGAAAUACAUAUUAGCAUAGAUCCUCACAAAAAUGGUUAGUAACACGUGGUUAACAUAGAUCCUGGUUUGCUCUGCAACGCCCCUCUGAAUUUCUCUGGCCACAUAUGUGAAUUUGAUUUUAUGACAUUCCUUUAUAUCUGAUGGUGUUUUUGGAGUCUCUGAUUUUUUCCAAAGACACAAGUGAGGACCUAUGUAGCACGGACACGGACACGCGACACGACACGACACGACACGGACAUGUGAUUUUUCAAAAAACUAGGAUACGGACACGUUGAAUAAUUUCUUUUAUAUUAUAUAUAUAUAUACAUAUAUUUCAUUUCAAUCAAUAUAGUCCAAAACAACAAUACAUUAAAACAUAAUAUAAUUCAAUUAAGAUAGUUCAAAACAACAAUACAUUAAAUGAAGAUAGUCUUAAACAAAGCUUGAAUAUAAUAUAAGCAAUCAACACAAACAACAGCUCAACACCUGCACCUGCACUGUAAACAUUCAUAUUUAGACCACUGGAAAGUCUUAGUGCUAAAAAAACUAUAUAAAGCAGAGGUUUAAUAUAAACUGUUGCUAGAACCUAGAAACAUGAAAUUGAAAAUCAACAGAACUGUGCAGAACUGUGCAGGUUUUCUCUGGUUUAAUCCAAAAAGAUGCUAGUAUGCUACAGUACAAACAUGAAGUCUCCAUUCAAAUCGAAAAUAGGUGCAGGUGUUCACUAGAUCACUGUAAAUCAGAUUGAAAACCUAACAAGUGCAGGUGUAUCAAAUCAAAAACCUAACGUUUGAGUGUAGAACAACGGCCUCAGUCGUCGAUGAUUUCUGUCUCUAUUUGAUCGUCAAUCUCUGUCAACAGUCGUGGUGGUAUAGUUUUUCUUCUAUUAUCUUCUUCGGCAGUUGUCGAAAUAGGGCAGUCGUCGAUAAAAUAGGGUAAGGGUAUAAGACGAUAAAAGAUAGGUUGUCGUUUUAUGUUAUGAGACUAAUAAAAGUAUUAAAAAAUAAAAAAUCCUUUAGUAAAUUAAAAAUAAAAGACAAAAACAUGUCAAAAACGUGUCCAAUAUUCAAAUAAAAAAUAAAAAAAUCGGAUACUCAAUUUCACGUGUCCCAGACGUAUUUUGAGCGUGUUGGAACGUGUACGUGUCGGACACCGACACUCUGACCAAAACAGAGUGUCCGUGCUACAUAGGUGAGGACCAUUGUGUCCACUGGAUUUAGGUGCUUUAGGUGCUUCUUGCGUGUUUGAUUUCGUAAGACCUAAGACCAUACUCAGUGAUAUAAAAGAGGAAUUUGAAUUUCCUAAAUUAGGUGGCUGACUACAAUUUUUUUUUCUUUUCGAAAUGCAGCUGGGAGAUUUC
This is a messenger RNA of Tripterygium wilfordii, 4355 nucleotides long. Its product is annotated as pentatricopeptide repeat-containing protein At2g02750. Gene Ontology annotation, molecular function: RNA binding; protein binding. The coding region runs from base 134 to 1987 and encodes 617 amino acids. The record is from RefSeq and is a predicted model, not a curated record. The transcript is spliced from 2 exons. Lineage: Eukaryota; Viridiplantae; Streptophyta; Magnoliopsida; Celastrales; Celastraceae. Gene Ontology annotation, biological process: RNA modification.